Paraglomus occultum is the source of this 642-nucleotide messenger RNA. NCBI's taxonomy places the organism in Eukaryota, Fungi, Glomeromycota, Glomeromycetes, Paraglomerales, Paraglomeraceae. The record is from the annotation of a GenBank genome assembly.
AUGUACCAAGAGCAUUAUUGGGACUUAGAUUCUUUUUUAUAUAAUCAUCUAUCUCUAUCGAAUCACCUUGUGAACUCGGCGGAAUACUCUAACGAAAAUUUUCAGCUUCUUACUCGGCCACCGUAUAAAACUUAUCUUCCUCCCAUUGACCUAGUACACCCGGGUACUCGGUUGAGCAAAUCACGUUCGCGCAGAGAUGAUCAACCUCCACGCCCUCAAAACGGUUUCAUUAUUUUCAAGAAAGACUUUGAUGCUAGAAGGCGGAGUAUACUCAGUGAUACCAAAGUCGAUAGUAAAGUUAUGAGCAAAACGGCCGCAUACAUAUGGCAUUCAGAUGAGGGUUUGAGAAAGUACUUUAAUCUGCUGGCCAAACUCGCCGCGCAAAUCCAUAAGGAGUUAUAUCCAGAAUACGAUUAUAAACCAAAGAAAUGCUCGACCGAGACAGAAAAAGGAGCAAAACCGCUGCGUAUCAGACAAUACUCUGGACCCUCCGAAAGAAGAGCGAAAAGAAGAGAAAAAGUUGUCGGUCGACGGGAAGCCGAAGAUUUUUGCAAAGGAUUUGACGCUAGUGGGCAGGCUUUUAGCGGUCAAAGUUUCAUGAAGGACGUGGUCGUUAGUGCGUUGAAUGGUAGUGAACAGUAA